Molecule: messenger RNA, 3293 nt
Organism: Lutzomyia longipalpis
Lineage: Eukaryota; Metazoa; Arthropoda; Insecta; Diptera; Psychodidae
Gene: Klp61F
Product: kinesin-like protein Klp61F
Exons: 4
Coding region: 111-3185 (1024 amino acids)
Biological process (GO): microtubule-based movement; mitotic spindle assembly
Cellular component (GO): spindle microtubule; nucleus
Molecular function (GO): ATP binding; plus-end-directed microtubule motor activity; microtubule binding
Source: RefSeq, a predicted model, not a curated record
GUCGGGUAACGGCAUACUUUUUGUAUUCAAAACGAUUUGUCACUGAGCGUUGCUUUUUCUCUUCUCACUGUGUGUAUUUUAGCAAAUUUUCCACAAAUUUCCUUGUGAAAAUGGAUUCAAGUGGUGCCCAUGGGAAUCAUAAAUCAAAGGGCAAUCAGAAUAUACAAGUUUAUUUGCGAGUUCGCCCCCUCUCAAUCCGGGAACAAUCUCUGCGCACCAUUGAGAUCGUUGAUGUACCAUCGGCACGAGAUAUCCAAAUCCGGCAAUCCUACGAUGCGAAAAUCACGAAGAAAUUCACCUUUGAUCGUGUCUUUGGGGCGGAUUCCAAGCAAAAGGAUGUCUACAGCAAUGUCGUAGCCCCCUUUAUUGGGGAAGUCUUGAGCGGAUACAAUUGCACUGUGUUCGCCUAUGGACAAACGGGUACGGGGAAAACCUUCACAAUGGUCGGGGAUGACUCAACGGAGCUGAGGACAUCGUGGGAGGAUGACUGCCCCAUGGGAAUCAUCCCGAGGGCAGUGGUGCACUUGUUUGAUGAGCUACGAAUGAUGGAUGUGGAAUUUUCAAUGAGAAUUUCCUACUUGGAGCUGUACAAUGAGGAGCUCUGUGAUCUCCUUGGGACAGAUGACAGCCUCAAAAUUCGCAUUUACGACGAUUCAUCCAAGAAGGGAUCAGUCAUUGUCCAAGGACUCGAAGAGAUUCCCGUGCAUAGCAAAGAUGAUGUCUACAAGCUCCUUGCCAAAGGCCAAGAACGUCGCAAAACAGCAGCAACACUCAUGAAUGCCCAAUCAUCGCGCUCCCAUACGGUCUUCUCAAUUUUGGUCCAUAUAAAGGAGAACGGCAUCGACGGGGAGGACAUGCUGAAGAUUGGAAAGUUGAAUCUCGUAGAUUUGGCCGGGAGUGAGAAUAUCACAAAGGCUGGAAAUGAGAAGGGAAUCCGUACGCGUGAAGCUGUUAACAUUAAUCAAUCCUUACUGACGCUGGGACGUGUUAUUACGGCGCUGGUGGAACGGCAGCCACAUGUGCCGUAUCGUGAAUCAAAAUUGACACGAUUGCUCCAGGAGUCCCUCGGUGGGCGCACAAAGACGUCAAUAAUUGCGACAAUAUCGCCGGGAAGUCGGGACAUGGAGGAGACACUGAAUACCCUUGACUAUGCGCAUCGUGCGAAGAAUAUCCAGAAUCGCCCGGAGAUUAAUCAGCGGCUCACAAAGAAGACUGUCCUGAAGGACUACACGGAGGAGAUUGAUCGCCUAAAGAGGGAUCUCAAUGCAGCACGCGAGAAGAAUGGGAUUUAUCUGCCGGAUGAUGAGUACAAUGAUAUAAUGAUGAAGAUGGAAUGCCAGACGAAGGAGCUCAAUGAGAAGAUUCACAUGAUUCGUGCGAUUAAGGGGGAAAUGGAGAAGAAGGAGAAGAUGUUUGACGAAGUUCAGCGGCACCUCGAUCAGAAGACGCGCGAACUGAGGGCCACAUCGGAGAAUCUCAAUCGUACGAAUCUCAUUUUGCGCGAUACAAAAGAAACCCUGAGGGUGGUUGAGCAGCGCUACGAGGAAUCCUCGCACCUUGUGCAGGUGCAUCAGAAGACGGAGAAUAUUCUUGCGGGUCAAGCAAGGGAACUCGUUGGGGUGGCUGAUGAGGCAUCAGCCCACACGUAUGGACUGCAUGAUGCCAUCCAGCGACGUCGGAAUGUUGAUGAGGUCAUCAGGGAAACUGUACGAACCUUCGGGGAUGAUCUUCAUGCGGAAAUGGACAUGAUGAAGGAGAGGAUUGUCACCUACUUCAGCGAUAUGUGCUCUCAGUCCGUGGCUAUUGAGGAGGAGUUGGUGAAGAAUCGCAUGCGCAGUCGCGACAAUGCCGAAGAGCUGCGGAAGAAAAUUGAAGAAAUGGAAAAAUCAAAUAAUGCAUCCUCAGAGGAAUCCCAGGAAAUCUUCAAUGCUUUCCGGGGGAAUCUCCUGAGGGCUUCCGAUGAGAAUUUAGCUUGCCUAGUGGGAUUGCUAGAGAAGGCGGAGCAAAAGCAGAAGAAGCAUCAUGAGGAGAGGAAGAUGCAAUUUGAUGAGAUGAGAUCAAUUGAGGAACGAAGUCGACGCAUUGCGGCAGAUUUCUUCGGCAAAUUGCAAGCAUUCCCGAGGAAGAUGCGUGAGAAUACGGAUGCUUUUGUAGCCAAUCACAGGGAAUUCUUUGCACAAGCUAAGCAGUACAAUGAUGUGACGCUCCAUGAACGGAAUGAGGCGAUGAAGAAGGAAGUUGAGGAGAAUCAACGCACACUGACGGAAGUCUACAAGACCAUGAAGGUAAUUGAGGAGAGAAAUCGCGCCCUCCUGACGCAUUUGACGCACAAUGCUAACGAUGGAAAGGCCUUUGCUGAGAAGCUCAGUGCGAACAAUCAUCAAGUGUCGGAUUAUCAUGAAAAUAUCCUCAAUGUCCUGAGCACAGUGGAUGCCGAUCGAUGUGGAGCAGAGCAACGUGCCAAUGAUAUUUCCAAGGAACGCAUGGAAGUUGUUGGGAUUGUUGUUGGACAAAAUGAUAAGAGUAUUGCCAUUCUCCAGGGAGAUGUGAAGGCCAUUGUUCGGGAGAUUGAGACAAAGAAAUCCCACGGAGAGAAGAAUAUUGAGGAAGUUAGUGGGAAAUUGGAUGCAAAUCACCUCAAGGCGAAACAGCAAUUGCACAGAGACACUUCGCACAUCAUUGAGAAGGUAAAACUCGAGGAGGAAGAUGCUGCAGAAUCCCACAAAUCCGUCCAAAUGGAAAUGAGCAAAGCGCGAGAAAAUUCAUUUGAUUUCAAGGAAUCCACAUGCGAAACCAUCCAGAAGAUGCACGACAACAUCACCGAACUCUAUACGACAAAUUUGAAGACUUAUACAUCAACAGGUGAGACGCCAAUUCGAAAGGAAUUCACCUACAAUCGCGUUUUGGCAGCUACGUCGCCUCAUGAGAGAAUUUUGAAUCGUUUCCGGGCAAAUUUGAGAGCAGCCGCCGAAAGCAGCGCAAGAGAUGAUCAGGAGAACAUUGUGGAGGAGGACACAGGGGCACCACUAGUGAUGUCAACACCAAUUUCAACGGCAGCAUCGGUGCUCCCCCCAAAUGAUGAUCGAUGCUUGAGAGAAUUGAAUUUCGACAAAGCACCGAGUUUGGGUAAAAAGAAAGAUGAUCAAACCAAUUUGGCGCCAGACGUGUCGGCGGAGAAAAUAUAAUUAACCCCUCACUUUUUUUUAAAUUUAAAUUUAAUCAAGGAUUUUAUUUUAUGUAAUUAUUUUGUAUUUUUUUUUUAAUCGAGAAAAUUAAAAGAUCCUGAUUGGUAA